UGUUGUUGCUGCUGGUAGUGACUGCAUUGCAGACUUUGAAUGAGACUAACUGUUUCACUUGACUUGAUGUUCCUUCCUUAUUCUUUCAAAACUUGAACUUUUAUUUAUAAAUAUGAUGAUCCCUGUCACUGGAUUAUAUAUUGUUUUGGAGUUGUAUGUAAUUUUGUUGGUCUAAAGCUUUUUCCCCCAAUCCAUUUUAUUCAUGCCCUUCCAAUUUAGACACCAUUAUCUUAAACUAUAAGUUUUUGAGUACUCAAAAGUGAAAUGGAGAAUGUUAUUGUGUAAAAAGUACGAAUUUUGAGGGCAACAGAAUCUCUUCACUUCAGAAUUGUAUUUCUACAUCAGGGAAGAAAGAAGGAAGGCAAUUUGUAGGUGCAAUAGUUUCAGCUUCUGGGCCAUAGACAGAGUUCAAUUUGAACAGUUUGAGUAGAAAAUUCAGAAUAGACUUUUCAGUAUGGUAGGAUUGGAACUCAUACCCAUAGGCACAAUUUUGACAGUGGUAACUAACCAGGUCUUGAGAACAGCUCAUGCAGCAGCUGAUGUUCUUGUCAGUAAAGAAUGUUUCAAGACCCUUUCAAAACAUCUAUUUGACAUUGAGCCAGUGCUAAGGGAGUUACAGCUUCAGGAACUGAAUGAUUCUCAAGCUGCAAGGGUUGCUCUAGAGUCUCUUGAAGCAGAUGUAAAAAGGGCUAGUAAUUUGGUGGACAAGUAUCGGAACCGCGGGCGAUUCUACUUGCUGGUUAAGUGCCGAACCAUAGUCGAAGAAGUUGAAAAAGUCACAAGGGAUAUUGGAAAGUCUCUGAAUGUUCUUUCUAUUGCAAAUACUCAAGUUCUAUCAAGAAUUUCAGAUCAGGUUGAUAGGCUGCAGAGUGAGAUGCAAAGUGUGGAGUUUGAGGCUUCGCAACCUCAGCUCCAGAUUGUUGACAAGUUGAAUCAGGGAAUUAGAGAACAGAAACUGGAUCAGGCUUUUGCGAAUUACAUGCUUGAGGAGAUAGCAAAGGAAGUUGGGGUGCCAGUGGAACCCUCAGAGAUAAGCAAAGAGAUAGCCAGCAUUAGGAGAGAAAAAGAAGAAGCUGCCAAUAGGAAAGAAAAGCUUGAAUUUUAUUUUUUGGAGCAGAUCAUUCAGUUGCUCUCUCGAGCUGACGCGGCGAGGGAUUAUGAAGAGGUUAAGAAUCAGUACUUUGAAAGGGUUAAGGUGAUACAGAGAUAUGAUUCAAGGAAAAAAUAUAUCCACCCUCUUAACUCUUUCUGUUGUUGUAUAACUGGAGCUGUUAUGGUUGAUCCUGUGAGCCUUUGCACAGGUACUACCUGUGAGAGAUCUGCCAUUGAAGAUUGGUUUUACAAUGGAAACAUGACAGAUCCGGAAACGAAAGAGGUUCUUGAAGACACUACCUUGAGGUCUAAUAUUCCUCUUAGACAAUCCAUUGAAGAGUGGAGAGAACUCAAUUACUGUCUUGUAAUAAGUUCUAUCAGGGAAAAGUUAUUAUCAAGCUCUGACAUGCAAGAAUCCCUGAGUGAAAUUCAAGCUCUAGUAAGGGAGAAUUCUAUUAACAAAGAUUGGAUUUCUAUUGGAGAGCUUACUGAUAUUGUGAUCUCUAUCCUGGGGAACUCUGAUGACAGAGAAGUGAAGAUGAAGAUUUUGAUUACUUUGAAGGAUGUUGUAGAGGGGCAUGCAAGAAACAAGGAGAAAGUGGCUGCAUCUGUAGGAUGGGAUCAUAUAAUUUCAUGCUUAGGGGGUGACUUGGGGAUUUCAAAGGAAGCAAUUCAUUUGCUACAAGAGUUGCUUCUAGACCGAUCUGGUUGGAAUCAAUGCUUUUGUAAAAAACUUUCUCAGAAUCGCUAUGCAGUUAGUUUCCUUGUCACCCUUCUAAAGGAUCCUGUCAACGAUUCAGCUGAGGUCGCGGAGAAGAUUUUGAAGGAACUUUUUGAAAUAAAUGAGGACAGCAUUGUCACUGCUGCUACUUGUGGCUGGUAUAAACCACUUGUUGAUCGCAUGGUUCGCGGACCAGAUUCGAGAAUAUCAAUGGCAAAAGCCAUAGUUAAUUUGCAGUUGAGUGAUUUAAACUUGAAACUCCUUGGCGAGGAAGGAGCUAUACCGCCUUUGCUAGAAAUGCUAUCUGGUAGUAUUGACUCAAAAGACACAUCAUUAUCAGCACUGGUUAAACUAGCAGGUUCUCAUGCCAACAAGGGAAUCAUUGCUGCAUCAGGAGGUGUUCCUCUUAUUCUAGAUUUAAUGUUACUUCCUCGGACAAAGACAUUCAUUACCAUUAAGUGCUCCGAAAUACUUGAGAAACUUUCGUCUUCUGAAGAUGGAAUUGAAUUUUUUGUUGAUGGAGAAGGGAAACAGCUUGAGUUAGAUUCCAUCAUCACCAAUUUGCUAUCCCUGCAGCAGAGUUCUAGCUCAGGUCACAGCUUGCGUAAGCCUACACUACGCGCUCUCCUUGGCAUUUGCAAGUUUGAGACUAGUUUGGUGAAAAAAGCAAUUCUUGCAGCCAAUGGUGUAUCUCAAAUUCUCCCACUUCUUGAUGACUCUGACUCAGAAAUCAGAGAAACCGCCAUAAACUUGCUCUUUCUUUUCUCCCAGCAUGAGCCUGAAGGAGUAGUUGAAUAUCUCUUCAAGCCUAGAAGGCUGGAAGCUCUGAUUGGACUUCUUGAGAAUGAGGACAAUGACAAUGUACAGAUGGCUGCAGCAGGAUUACUAGCAAACCUGCCGAAAUCGGAACGAGAACUCACCAUGAAGCUGAUUAAAAUGGGAGGACUUGAUGCAAUCAUAAGCAUUUUGAAAACUGGCAAAAUGGAAGCCAAAGAGAAUGCUCUCAGUGCACUCUUCAGGUUCACAGACCCUACUGAUAUCGAGUCACAGCGUGACCUGGUGAAACGCGGAAUCUACCCUUUGCUUGUGGAUUUUCUCAAUACCGGUUCUGUCACUGCAAAGGCAAGAGCAGCAGCUUUCAUUGGUGAUCUUUCCAUGAGUACUCCAAAUCUCACCGUCGUUUCCAAAUCACCCGGUUGCUGGUUUUUAAGAUCGUCGCGAGUUCCUCUAUGUUCAGCACAUGAUAGCUUAUGCAGUGUGAUCACCACAUUUUGUCUAUUGGAAGCAGAUGCUUUGCCUGGUUUGAUAAAGCUGUUACAUGGGGAAGUUCAUGCAACUGCUUAUGAGGCCAUUCAGACACUUUCCACAUUGGUUUUGGAAGAGUGUCCUCAAAGGGGGGCUCAUGUGUUGCAUGAGGCAAAUGCAAUGAGACCCUUGUUGGACAUUUUAAAUUGGGGAAGUGAUUCUCUCAAGGCAGAAGCUCUAGGACUUUUGGAGAAGGUUUUUGUGUCAAAAGAAAUGGUAGAAUACUAUGGAACAACUGCUAGAUCACGUUUAGUUGGUUUGACUGGCAUGAAUAUAUAUGGGGAUGGACACCUUAGGAGAAAGGCUGCUAAGGUGCUAUCAUUGCUUGAACGAUAUUCAAGGACAUCAUCAUCUGCAGUCUCUGGAGUUAUGGAAUGAAGCUCUAGGCCCUUAAGUUGGAAGAAAUUUCUUCAUAUAUAAUCUAGUUUAACCAACGGGUGGUUGGUUCAAGGGGUGCAUGUUUGAUGUUUGAUUCCCCUUAAGCUAGGUCUCAAGUUGAGUUUUGUGUAUUAAAGAAAACCCUCACUGGGAGAGGCAGCAACAGCCCACAUGAGAAUGUAAAUGUCCAGUAUUUCAUGGAGGAUACCUGUGACUAGUUCACUUUCGUUUUUAACCAAUUUCGAUAUUGUCACUCAGCUUUUUCUUUGAAUUCUCACAUUUUCCUCUGUAUUAUUUUUUGUUACUUAAAAAUCCAAGGUACUUUCUAAUUCAA
Messenger RNA from Lotus japonicus, 3830 nucleotides. Its product is annotated as U-box domain-containing protein 43-like. The transcript has 4 exons. Gene Ontology annotation, molecular function: protein binding; ubiquitin-protein transferase activity. The record is from RefSeq and is a predicted model, not a curated record. Gene Ontology annotation, biological process: protein ubiquitination; cell surface receptor signaling pathway. Lineage: Eukaryota; Viridiplantae; Streptophyta; Magnoliopsida; Fabales; Fabaceae. The coding region runs from base 455 to 3496 and encodes 1013 amino acids.